GUCUCUUUAAAACUAAGACUGUUUGAAGUGAGUUUGCCCCAGAAGGGCGAUGGAAAGAGGGUCUAUACCCAUACAUAUCGGACUGUUACUAUGGAUUCUGACCCAAACAUCGGCUCAAAGCAUCAGUCAUGUAUGUAAUUUUACACGGACGAUAAACCAAGAAUCACCCGAGAAAUGUGCCAAAUUCAUAGACAUGGUCGUAACAGGAUGGACAUUGAACCAGACCAAGUCUUUCCCGGGAAAAACACCUCAAGAAAUUAACGAUAUCGUCAGAAAUCCAGGGGAUGUCGACUGCUACUUUUACAAGGUGACGCAUGCGUCUUCUCAGGGCUGCUGUAAUGGCUGGGUCAGUUCACAGGAAGGCACGAUGUUAUGUGACGUCGCGCAAUGUACCCCGAGUUGUCAAAACGGUGGGAUAUGUACAAGUCCAUCUGAUGAAUGUUCAUGUCCCUCCGAGUACACGGGGUAUAGGUGUGAGGACAAAAUAGCAGAUGCGUCGAGCACCCACAAGUUCUGUUACACCGACUCCCUCUGCUCUAAAGCUAAAGUGGAUAAAUACUACAACCAGAUAGUGACAGAAGCAGACUGCUGCACUAAUGGUGGCAGGGGAUGGGGUGUGGGCUCAAACGACUGCAGCAAAUGUGCCAAUGUCGCAAACACUACAACGGAUACCUCGGUUAUAGUACAGACCAAUGAACUCCCGUUCCAAACGUGUCUGAACUUUGGACCCAGCUACUACCGUACAUUUGACGGUCUGGAGUACGAGUUUGGAGGAAUGUGUACCUACACGAUGCUUAAAGACUCGGACAAGGGCUGGAAUGUCGAAGUGACACCGAAGAACUGCGCAAGAAUAGGCGAAUGCACAAAGAAAGUGACCAUAUUCCUUGGAAGCGGAGAGACUAUUUCUGUUGAGGCAGGACAGGUGAAGGUGAACGACGUGGACUUCAUUUUGACAGGAGAGACGCCAAAAUCUACACCAGAUAACACAUUUACGGUACGUAAUAUGAGUGGCUGGGUGUUUGUGGAUUCUGCAAAAGGCGUCAGCUUAAAGGUUGACAGUGAAUCAACAGUUGCGCUCACCAUACACAGUGACAAAGUUCAGGGUGACGUCAACUUCCACGGUCUCUGUGGGAAUUUGAACCGUGAUCCUAGUGAUGAAUUUAGAACCUCCUCUGGAACACUGUCCAGCAGUGCUGUUUAUUUUGCUAAUUCCUGGCAAGUGGUUAACUCACUGGAUGGGUGUAGUCCAGCUGGUUAUAUGCCGAACUACUGCCGAACACCGGAAGAAGAAAAAGCUGCAGCUGACGCAUGCGCUCUCAUAAACUCUUUGCUUCACCCCUGUCAUACAGCUAUUAACCCCAAGAUGUACUACACUAUGUGUAAGAAUAUGCACUGUAAAGCCACAACAGAAAAAGACAGAAAUGAUGUGCGAUGCCAAUAUGCCAAUGCGUACUCCCAAGAAUGUGCCGCAAUAAACAUCAUCAUGAAAUGGAGAUCCAAAUAUUUAUGUCCACGAGAGUGCCCCUCCCCCUUGGAGUACUCUGAGUGUACCUCCUCCUGCCCCCGGACCUGUAAGACACUGUAUCUUGUGGAGCCUGAUGAGUGUAAGAUGUGUAUCAGCGGCUGUCAGUGUCCAGUGGGAACCUUCCUCCAGGACGGAAAGUGUGUCAAGGCAGAGGAUUGUAUGUGUUCAUUUAACAAGAAGCAGUACAAACACGGAGAUACCAUCAAGCAACGCUGCAACUUAUGCACCUGUGAUAGAGGAAGAUGGACCUGUGAAGAAGACAGAUGUUCGUCUAGCUGUGAAAUGACGGGAUUGAAUCAUGUUGCCACAUUUGAUGGAAAUCGUUACAGUUUUGCUCCAGACUCCUGCUCAUACACUUUAGUGGAGCCGGAUUCUAAUAUUGUUCAAGAGAACGAACGUGCUAAUAUGACGAUAAAAAUCAAAAUGGACAAAUGUACUGACUUCCAAGACGUGAACUGUAUCAGCGGAGUCACACUCACAUAUCAAAGUGCAGUUGUAAAGAUGGAGAAAGACAAAAUAUUCAUUAAUCACGUGGACUACAGUGAUACCAUUCGGAACACACCUUACUCUUUCGGAGGAGUCUAUGUUAAAGACGUCACCAAUAAGUUCAGAGUCGUUAAAGCAUUUGGCUUGAAGAUUCUUUACGAUAAAAGAAGAACUCUUUACAUAGAUCUUAAACCAUUCUAUGCCAACAAGGUAAGGGGAAUGUGUGGACAAUUUAAUUACGACAUCACUGAUGACUUCAAAGUGCCAAAUGGUGGAGAACAAGCAUUGAUUCAGAACUUCGCAAAUGCAUACGGUGAUUCAACAUGCCAGACAGGAAUUUACAGCUACAAUUUAGAGAUGGAGGCCAAACAUGAAGCAUGCGCUCCUCUGAUGGAUACGUCAAGUGGAGCCCUUUUUGCAGAAUGUAUUCUAAAACAUGAAGAGUUGUCCAAAUUCUAUUAUACGCAAUGUAAUUAUGAUAUGAUGAAGCGAACCACACAGCUGAACAUGGAGGCUUUAUGCGACACAGUGUCAGCAUUCUCCCGCCAUUGUACAUUUAGCGGUUUAUUUGUACCUUGGUACAAUCACAGCGCUUACAUCACUCGGUGUGAAAACUAUUUAAGCUGUAGUCAAGACGGAUCCGCAGGAUCAGUAUAUACAGACUGUGCCAAAAUUUGCCAUGGAACUUGUCGUGACCAGCAGUUAGCAGACUCCAACUGUGAGGAAGAGUGCGUACCCGGGUGCAUGUGUCCUAAUGGCCAGGUCCAGGACGACUACGGUACCUGCGUCAACAUUAAGCAGUGUACAUGCUACGAUCAGUACUCGCCAAAGGAAAGCAGAAUAAAGAAGGCAGGAGAUGUCGUUACUAGAAAGUGCACUGACUGUACUUGUACAAACGGUACAUUUGCGUGUGGAAAAGAAAGCUGUGAGGAGCAAAUAAUCUGUCCAAAGAAUCAAGUGUACCGAAAGGGUGUUUCGGCAUGCCGAAAGACGUGCGAGAUGUACGGUAGAGAGAUGAUCUGUGACAAUGAUGUGUUAAUGGACGGAUGUGUCUGCGACGAAAAUAACAACACAACUACCUACAUGGCGCCAGAUGGAACCUGUGUUCCCGCUGACCAAUGCCCAUGUCUCUUUGGUACUAAUUGGUAUAAUCCUGGUGAGAGUGUCACUUACGGAUGUAAAGUUUUUCGUUGUGAGAACCAGAACUGGAGAAAGAUUGAAGACAAGAACUGUCCAGCCGUCUGCAGGGCUUCAGGCGACCCCCACUACACUACGUUUGAUGGACUUGCAUAUUCCUUCCAAGGAGUCUGUUCGUAUAUACUCUCUAGAGCCAAAGACAAAAGUUUCCAGAUCAUCACAGAAAACGUUAAGUGCGGUAGUACUGAUGUGUCCUGUACAAAAUCUAUCCAGAUUUCCAUCCGAGGGCAGGAAAUAAACCUUGUCCGAGGAAAAGAUGACGUGAAUAGUACCACAGACAAUACAUAUAAAGUAAACGAUAUUGUCAUCACUAAGCAGAGUUUCUGGACAUCUAUCCAUGCACCCAGUGACAAUCUUACUAUCCUAUGGGACAGUGGUACUCGUGUAUAUGUGUUCCUGAAACCCAUCUGGCAAGGAAGAGUUGAAGGUUUAUGUGGUAAUUAUGACGGAGACUCAGUUAACGAAUAUAAAAAGGUUGAUGGCAGCGAAGGAACCGCCGCUGACUUUGCCAACAGUUGGGCAGCGUCCACAAGCUGCCCAGUCGCAUCUGUUGGAAGUUCUUCUGAAAUCAUACCAUGCUCUGGAGAAUUGUCUCACAGAAAACAAUGGGCUGAAGAAUCCUGUGGAAUUAUAUACAGUGAUAUUUUCAAGUCCUGUCGAGAGUUCCUCACAGACACUGUAGUUACGAGAUACCACUCCAAUUGUCUGUUUGAUGCCUGCAGAUGUGACAGUGGCGGAGACUGUGAAUGUUUCUGUACUGCUGUCGCUGACUUCGCAGAGCGCUGUAAUCAAGCCGGAUAUCCUGUCAAAUGGAGGAGUCAGAAAGUCUGUCCUAUCAUGUGUGAGAAUGGCUUCCGUUACACUCCUUGCGCCUCUCCCUGUCCUCAGACCUGUAGAAAUAUUGGCGAUGAGCCAGAACCUUACUGCAACGACACCCAAUGUGUUGAAGGCUGCUUCUGUCCUGAAGGAUACGUCCAAAAAGACGAGCGAUGUGUUUUGGCUGAAGACUGUCCUUGUUUCUACAAUGGUCAAGAGUGGCCUAAGGGAGCAGUGAUUCAAAGAGACUGCCUUAAUUGCACUUGCAUCAACGGAAAAUUCCACUGCGCUGGAGAAAACUGUACCAUGUGUAAGGACACAGAAUUUACUUGUAAUCGUACUGGAGACUGUAUCAAGAAAGAGUACCGCUGUGAUAGUCACGUGGAUUGCCGAGACGGAAGUGACGAAGAGGGCUGCGAACACGGAUGUAAAGUCGGUCAAUUUCAAUGCAUGAACCUUAACAAGACCUACUGCGUAGACAGCAACGUUUUAUGUGAUGGAAUGGCAGAUUGUAUAAACGGAGAGGACGAAUUGAACUGCACUUACACGUGCACACAGAAUGAAUUUACCUGUGACAGCGGAAAGUGUAUUCCUAGCACCUUUAAGUGUGACGGUAAUAUGGACUGUGGAGUGGGAGACAACUCUGAUGAGACUAACUGUGGAGAGGUACCGUGUGCAAAGGUGCGCACUUUCCGAUGUGGAAAGAACAACACAUUAUGUCUGCCGAUUUCACUGAAAUGCGAUAAACACGACGAUUGUGGAGAUGGAUCAGAUGAAAUUGGAUGCAAUUGCACCUGCAGUAGUACAGAAUUUACCUGUUCAUCAUCCUGUGAAUGUAUUCAGCCAACACAACGUUGUGAUGGAACCCUGGAUUGUAGAGAUGGUUCUGAUGAAAUGGAAUGCCCAUGCACUUUGAACGAGUUCACCUGUGACAACGAGAAGUGUAUCAAUGGAACAAAGCGCUGUGAUGGAGUCUAUGACUGUACUGAUCAGUCAGAUGAGAAAGACUGUGCGACCACUACACCAGCAACAACAACCACUCCUAUCAGCACCAGCCCAACCUCAGCUACACCAUGUGUGAGUGAAGAGAUCAUGUCUAAUCCAGCCCUUCUACCAUCCAGCAAAAUCUACAUUAACCCAUCUCCCAGGGACCCACUGACCGCAGAAAAUCUAAGGCCUGGACCUACCGCAGCCUUAGAAAUUGAUAGUAACACCGCUACAAUAAGUGUCGAUCUAACCACGAACGAUAACCCUGACGGAAGUGUCAUCAAGAGCUUGAACAUUGUAGGGGAUCAGAGCAAUGUGCAAAAACUAACUGUAUCAUACAAACUAUCACCGACAUCCCCAUCCGUAGAGUUUACUGGUUUUACUGGUAUUGGACCAGUGAUUUUCCCAGAUAAUUUCAAAGUGGCGGCGGUGGAUGUAACCCUCACAGAGAGAACAGAUACCAGUGAACCCUAUAGAAUCAAACUGAAUGUGGUCGCUUGCGUUCAUGGUGUUACGACCACACCCUCUGUUUCGACACCAACCACACCGUGUGCUGAUGAGAUGCUGCAACCGACAUCAUCCAUUAUGACAGUAUCAACUACUGGACUUUCAGUGGUCACCUUAGCAACUAAUGUAUUUACGACAACCGGAAUUACGUCACCAUUGGGAUCAAUAACACCAAUCACGGUUGAUUUGUCAUUUAACACACCGGAACCCCCAAAGGUCACUGAUGUGGUCUUUACUGUUACAAAUGGGAAAAAUGUCCAAGUCACAUUCAAAGAUGAAAAUAGCUUACCAACUACAAUGACACCCACAAUGACGUCGAAUGGGCGAAUUAUAUUGGAUUUCAAUGGCCAACCUAGCAAAGGAAUCACCAUUACAGUAACUCCAAAAUCCACUAUAGAGCCAGUCACUGUCAAAGAGACGGAAGUGAAAGCAUGCACACAGCCAGCUACAACCAUUGCAACAGAGAGCACACCUCAAACAACAGUCAUACCAACCACAACAACUGUGCCAUCAACACCCAGUGGAUCAACACCUUCUGUAACAGCUUCAACAUCAACGCCAAGUGGACCAACCACUACUUCAGCAACUACAGCUUCCACGCCGUCAUUAACAGAAUCUACCCCUUUCACUGAAUCGACACCUGUAACAGAAGUUACUCCCAUAACAACAACAGUUUGCCAAGACAUAAUGAUAAAUCAAGGAAACUCUGAUUUGGUGACUGUGAGCAGUAGCGUUUAUCCAAAUCCCAAAGAUGUUUUUACUGUGACGGGUGCCUCUGAAAAUGCACAGACAUCAAUAGCUUCUGCUAUUUUGACAUUUAGCAAUAACGCUAAGAUAAAUGAUGUACUCCUGACGGUAGCAAAUGCAUAUAAAACCAAACUAGAUCUUCUAAGGGAAGAUGGAACAAUUGCAGCAACUAGAGAAGUCGCUUACCAAGGCAAAGUAAUGGUGGAUUUUCUAGGCGCCGAGGGCAAAUCAAUAAAAAUACAAUUAUUUAAGGACAUAACAUCGAAUCCAUCCAAGAUUUCUUCUGUUGAAAUUCAGGCAUGCACACAAGGUCUUACCACCACAACCAGUAAGACAACUCCUUCUGUUACAGUACAAACAACAACACCGAGUGUACCAACCACCACUCCAACCACAAUUUGUGUGGAUGCCAUGUUGCCCGCGGGUGUGGAUGUGUUGUCACCCAGCAGUAGCGAUAUUCCAACAGGCGAUCUUCCAAAGAUAUUGACUCCUACGGGUGCCACUACUACGACAGACAACCCUACUCCCACAGUUGUAUUUGACUUGAACAAAGAAACGCCUCCUCGUGUCACCGAGGUCAGCGUUACAGUAACCAAUGCUGAUCGAGUGGACGUUGAACUGGAACAACCAAACGGAGAAAAAAUAACCAAGACACCAGUUAUUCAACCAAGCGGAGUUGUGACAGUGAACUUCAACGGAGAAGAGGGAACAAAAAUAACCAUAAAGAUAACCAAGAAGGAUGCAAGUCAACCUUCAACAGUAUCUGAUGUCAAAGUGAAGGCCUGUACUGAGGUCACAACGACAGCCUUGACCACAACCGUUGGAACCACACCAGCCGUUUCAACACCCAGUGGGCCGACACCCUCUGUUACAGUACCAACAACAACACCUAGUGUACCAACCACCACUCCAACCACAAUUUGCGUGGAUGCCAUGCUGCCAGCGGGUGUAGAUGUGUUGUCACCCAGCAGUAGCGACAUUCCAACAGGCGAUCUUCCAAAGAUACUAACUCCUACCGGUGCCACUACCACGACGGACAACCCUACUCCCACAGUUGUAUUUGACUUGAACAAAGAAACGCCUCCUCGUGUCACCGAGGUCAGCGUUACAGUAACCAAUGCUGAUCGAGUGGACGUUGAACUGGAACAACCAAACGGAGAAAAAAUAACCAAGACACCAGUUAUCCAACCAAGCGGAGUUGUGACAGUGAACUUCAAUGGAGAAGAGGGAACAAAGAUAACCAUUAAGAUAACCAAGAAGGAUACAAGUCAACCAUCAACAGUAUCUGAUGUCAAAGUGAAGGCCUGUACUGAGGUCACAACGACAGCCUCGACCACAACCGUUGGUACCACACCAAGCGUUUCAACACCCAGUGGGCCGACACCCUCCGUUACAGUACCAACAACAACACCCAGUGUACCAACCACCACUGGACCAACACCCUCCGUUACAGUAACAGAAACAACUCCGAGGGUACCAACCACCACUCCAACCACCAUUUGUGUGGAUGCCAUGCUGCCCGCGGGUGUGGAUGUGUUGUCACCCAGCAGUAGCGAUAUUCCAACAGGCGAUCUUCCAAAGAUAUUGACUCCUACGGGUGCCACUACCACGACGGACAACCCUACUCCCACAGUUGUAUUUGACUUGAACAAAGAAACGCCUCCUCGUGUCACCGAGGUCAGCGUUACAGUAACCAAUGCUGAUCGAGUGGACGUUGAACUGGAACAACCAAAUGGAGAAAAAAUAACCAAGACACCAGUUAUCCAACCAAGCGGAGUUGUGACAGUGAACUUCAAUGGAGAAGAGGGAACAAAGAUAACCAUUAAGAUACCAAGAAGGAUACAAGUCAACCUUCAACAGUAUCUGAUGUCAAAAAUUUCUUCCUUUCUUGUAGUCACAACGACAGCCCCGACCACAACCGCUGGUACCACACCAAGCGUUUCAACCCCAAGUGGGCCGACACCCUCUGUUACAGUACCAACAACAACACCCAGUGUACCAACCACCACUCCAACUACAACUUGUGUGGAUGCCAUGCUGCCCGCGGGUGUGGAUGUCUUGUCACCCAGCAGUAGCGACAUUCCAACAAGCGAUCUUCCAAAGAUACUAACUCCUACCGGUGCAACUACUACGACGGACAACCCUACUCCCACUGUUGUAUUUGACUUGAACAAAGAAACGCCUCCUCGUGUCACCGAGGUCAGCGUUACAGUAACCAAUGCUGAUCGAGUGGACGUUGAACUGGAACAACCAAACGGAGAAAAAAUAACCAAGACACCAGUUAUUCAACCAAGCGGAGUUGUGACAGUGAACUUCAACGGAGAAGAGGGAACAAAAAUAACCAUAAAGAUAACCAAGAAGGAUGCAAGUCAACCUUCAACAGUAUCUGAUGUCAAAGUGAAGGCCUGUACUGAGGUCACAACGACAGCCUUGACCACAACCGCUGGUACCACACCAAGCGUUUCAACCCCAAGUGGGCCGACACCCUCUGUUACAGUACCAACAACAACACCCAGUGUACCAACCACCACUCCAACUACAACUUGUGUGGAUGCCAUGCUGCCAGUGGGUGUGGAUGUGUUGUCACCCAGCAGUAGCGACAUUCCAACAGGCGAUCUUCCAAAGAUACUGACUCCUACCGGUGCCACUACCACGACGGACAACCCCACUCCCACAGUUGUAUUCGACUUGAACAAAAACACGCCUCCUCGUGUUACCGAGGUCAGCGUUACUGUAACCAAUGCUGAUCGAGUGGACGUUGAACUGGAACAACCAAAUGGAGAAAAAAUAACCAAGACACCAGUUAUCCAACCAAGCGGAGUCGUGACAGUGAACUUCAAUGGAGAAGAGGGAACAAAGAUAACCAUUAAGAUAACCAAGAAGGAUACAAGUCAACCUUCAACAGUAUCCAAUGUCAUAGUGAAGGCCUGUACAGAAGUCACAACGACAGCCCCGACCACAACCGCUGGUACCACACCAAGCGUUUCAACCCCAAGUGGGCCGACACCCUCUGUUACAGUACCAACAACAACACCCAGUGUACCAACCACCACUCCAACUACAACUUGUGUGGAUGCCAUGCUGCCAGUGGGUGUGGAUGUGUUGUCACCCAGCAGUAGCGACAUUCCAACAGGCGAUCUUCCAAAGAUACUGACUCCUACCGGUGCCACUACCACGACGGACAACCCCACUCCCACAGUUGUAUUCGACUUGAACAAAAACACGCCUCCUCGUGUUACCGAGGUCAGCGUUACUGUAACCAAUGCUGAUCGAGUGGACGUUGAACUGGAACAACCAAAUGGAGAAAAAAUAACCAAGACACCAGUUAUCCAACCAAGCGGAGUCGUGACAGUGAACUUCAAUGGAGAAGAGGGAACAAAGAUAACCAUUAAGAUAACCAAGAAGGAUACAAGUCAACCUUCAACAGUAUCUGAUGUCAUAGUGAAGGCCUGUACAGAAGUCACAACGACAGCCCCGACCACAACCGCUGGUACCACACCAAGCGUUUCAACCCCAAGUGGGCCGACACCCUCUGUUACAGUACCAACAACAACACCCAGUGUACCAACCACCACUCCAACUACAACUUGUGUGGAUGCCAUGCUGCCAGUGGGUGUGGAUGUGUUGUCACCCAGCAGUAGCGACAUUCCAACAGGCGAUCUUCCAAAGAUACUGACUCCUACCGGUGCCACUACCACGACGGACAACCCCACUCCCACAGUUGUAUUCGACUUGAACAAAAACACGCCUCCUCGUGUUACCGAGGUCAGCGUUACUGUAACCAAUGCUGAUCGAGUGGACGUUGAACUGGAACAACCAAAUGGAGAAAAAAUAACCAAGACACCAGUUAUCCAACCAAGCGGAGUCGUGACAGUGAACUUCAAUGGAGAAGAGGGAACAAAGAUAACCAUUAAGAUAACCAAGAAGGAUACAAGUCAACCUUCAACAGUAUCCAAUGUCAUAGUGAAGGCCUGUACAGAAGUCACAACGACAGCCCCGACCACAACCGCUGGUACCACACCAAGCGUUUCAACCCCAAGUGGGCCGACACCCUCUGUUACAGUACCAACAACAACACCCAGUGUACCAACCACCACUCCAACUACAACUUGUGUGGAUGCCAUGCUGCCAGUGGGUGUGGAUGUGUUGUCACCCAGCAGUAGCGACAUUCCAACAGGCGAUCUUCCAAAGAUACUGACUCCUACCGGUGCCACUACCACGACGGACAACCCCACUCCCACAGUUGUAUUCGACUUGAACAAAAACACGCCUCCUCGUGUUACCGAGGUCAGCGUUACUGUAACCAAUGCUGAUCGAGUGGACGUUGAACUGGAACAACCAAAUGGAGAAAAAAUAACCAAGACACCAGUUAUCCAACCAAGCGGAGUCGUGACAGUGAACUUCAAUGGAGAAGAGGGAACAAAGAUAACCAUUAAGAUAACCAAGAAGGAUACAAGUCAACCUUCAACAGUAUCCAAUGUCAUAGUGAAGGCCUGUACAGAAGUCACAACGACAGCCCCGACCACAAGCGCUGGUACCACACCAAGCGUUUCAACCCCAAGUGGGCCGACACCCUCUGUUACAGUACCAACAACAACACCCAGUGUACCAACCACCACUCCAACUACAACUUGUGUGGAUGCCAUGCUGCCAGUGGGUGUGGAUGUGUUGUCACCCAGCAGUAGCGACAUUCCAACAGGCGAUCUUCCAAAGAUACUGACUCCUACCGGUGCCACUACCACGACGGACAACCCCACUCCCACAGUUGUAUUCGACUUGAACAAAAACACGCCUCCUCGUGUUACCGAGGUCAGCGUUACUGUAACCAAUGCUGAUCGAGUGGACGUUGAACUGGAACAACCAAAUGGAGAAAAAAUAACCAAGACACCAGUUAUCCAACCAAGCGGAGUCGUGACAGUGAACUUCAAUGGAGAAGAGGGAACAAAGAUAACCAUUAAGAUAACCAAGAAGGAUACAAGUCAACCUUCAACAGUAUCUGACGUGAUAGUGAAGGCUUGUACAGAGGUAACAUCUACAACUCAAACUACUGAAAAGCCUGGAGUUGUAACAACGACAGCAUUGGUGACAACUACUUAUUUCGUUACAACAACCAGUUCCGCUCCUUCUUCAACAACAGUUUGCACACAACAAGAGGGAAUGGACGACGUCUCCCAGAUUCCGUCUUCCAGCAUAGUUUUCCCCAACAAUGUGGUUUCUCCCGCUGAUUUGGAAAAAGUGAGGCCUGGGAACGUUAAUGGUCCAUUACCAAUAAAAGAAACAAGUUCAGAUAAACCCAUAGUCAUUAAAAUAAGUCUUACACCUGAUGGCGUGGAGGUGGGAGAGAUCAAAAUCAGUCCCGAUGAUCUUCUACCGGACAGUUUAGUCGGUCAGAGCAACGUUGAUUUCUUCACGGUCUCAUACAAAAAGCCAGGAGAUGAUACCUUGUACCCAUUGGACAGCGGGAAGAAGUUCCCUGUGACUGGGUCAGCUGAUCUGAAUGGAAAAUUGGCCACUGAGGUAGAAAUAACUAUACAACCUGUUGACCCAACCGCUGAUAUUCUAUUAGUGGCCUCCAUCAAAGCCUGCUUUGGGGGCAUAACGACAACUCCGUUAAAAACGACCCAGGGUGGCUUUACACUAGCCCCUGUGUCUUCCGCUUCUACUUCGUCAUUGGAAACGACAACUGUGCCUACUGGAACAACAGGUGCCGGAGCCUUCACGCCAGGUACUAUAUCCUACACUCCUGCUACUGCAGGAGCACCAAGCCUGCCGUCGUUAUCAUCUACUACUCUUUUAUCUACAGCAGCUGCAACAACAACUGUUUCAUCGACAGCGGCAACAACAGAAUUGACAACAGUUUUGCAAGAAAGCCCCCCAACUCCACCCCAGUUCACACUUCCUACACCUGGACUUUCAACAACAACAUCUACAUUGUCGACGACAGCAGGAACAACCACAGGUACCCCUCCUACAAUAUCGCAACCUACAACAACGCAAGGACAGACACCGUCUACAACCUCAAGUACCAGUGGCACAACAGUCAGCAUCCCAUCUACUCCGGCUACCAAAGUCACUACCUCGUCCUUUACUACCCCAUCUGGAAGUUCAACAACAAUAAAAAUCACCACACCGAGCGUGACCCCGUCCACAGGAACGCCGAGUGUCACGCCCUCAACUGGCACACCAAGUGUUACUCCAUCAACAACAGGAACUCCAAGUGUCACUCCAUCAACUGGUACCCCAAGUGUAACACCUUCAACUACUGGCACCCCAAGUGUCACACCUUCAACGGGAACACCCAGUGUCACUCCAUCCACUACAGCAACACCAAGCGUUACGCCUUCAACAACUGGAACGCCAAGUGUCACACCUUCAACAGGAACACCAAGUGUCACUCCCUCAACGGGAACACCAAGUGUCACUCCAUCAACGGGAACUCCAAGUGUCACACCCUCAACAGGAACACCAAGCGUCACUCCUUCUACGGGAACUCCAAGUGUCACUCCCUCAACUGGCACACCAAGUGUCACACCUUCCACAACAGGAACACCUAGUGUGACCCCGUCCACAGGAACGCCGAGUGUCACGCCCUCAACUGGCACACCAAGUGUUACUCCAUCAACAACAGGAACUCCAAGUGUCACAUCAACAUCUCCAACUGUCAAGUACCCCAAGUGUAACACCUUCAACUACUGGCACCCCAAGUGUCACACCUUCAACGGGAACACCCAGUGUCACUCCAUCCACUACAGCAACACCAAGCGAACACCAAGUGUUACUCCCUCAACGGGUACACCGAGUGUCACCCCCUCUACGGGAACUCCAAGUGUCACACCCUCAACAGGAACACCAAGCGUCACUCCUUCUACGGGACCUCCAAGUGUCACUCCCUCAACUGGCACACCAAGUGUCACACCUUCCACAACAGGAACACCUAGUGUGACCCCGUCCACAGGAACGCCGAGUGUCACGCCCUCAACUGGCACACCAAGUGUUACUCCAUCAACAACAGGAACUCCAAGUGUUACUACAUCAACAACAGGAACUCCAAGUGUCACUCCAUCAACUGGUACCCCAAGUGUAACACCUUCAACUACUGGCACCCCAAGUGUCACACCUUCAACGGGAACACCCAGUGUCACUCCAUCCACUACAGCAACACCAAGCGUUACGCCUUCAACAACAGGAACGCCAAGUGUCACACCUUCAACAGGAACACCAAGUGUUACUCCCUCAACGGGUACACCGAGUGUCACCCCCUCUACGGGAACUCCAAGUGUCACACCCUCAACAGGAACACCAAGCGUCACUCCUUCUACGGGAACUCCAAGUGUCACUCCCUCAACUGGCACACCAAGUGUCACACCUUCCACAACAGGAACACCUAGUGUGACCCCGUCCACAGGAACGCCGAGUGUCACGCCCUCAACUGGCACACCAAGUGUUACUCCAUCAACAACAGGAACUCCAAGUGUCACUCCAUCAACUGGUACCCCAAGUGUAACACCUUCAACUACUGGCACCCCAAGUGUCACACCUUCAACGGGAACACCCAGUGUCACUCCAUCCACUACAGCAACACCAAGCGUUACGCCUUCAACAACUGGAACGCCAAGUGUCACACCUUCAACAGGAACACCAAGUGUUACUCCCUCAACGGGUACACCGAGUGUCACCCCCUCUACGGGAACUCCAAGUGUCACACCCUCAACAGGAACACCAAGCGUCACUCCUUCUACGGGAACUCCAAGUGUCACUCCCUCAACUGGCACACCAAGUGUCACACCUUCCACAACAGGAACACCUAGUGUGACCCCGUCCACAGGAACGCCGAGUGUCACGCCCUCAACUGGCACACCAAGUGUUACUCCAUCAACAACAGGAACUCCAAGUGUCACUCCAUCAACUGGUACCCCAAGUGUAACACCUUCAACUACUGGCACCCCAAGUGUCACACCUUCAACGGGAACACCCAGUGUCACUCCAUCCACUACAGCAACACCAAGCGUUACGCCUUCAACAACAGGAACGCCAAGUGUCACACCUUCAACAGGAACACCAAGUGUUACUCCCUCAACGGGUACACCGAGUGUCACCCCCUCUACGGGAACUCCAAGUGUCACACCCUCAACAGGAACACCAAGCGUCACUCCUUCUACGGGAACUCCAAGUGUCACUCCCUCAACUGGCACACCAAGUGUCACACCUUCCACAACAGGAACACCUAGUGUGACCCCGUCCACAGGAACGCCGAGUGUCACGCCCUCAACUGGCACACCAAGUGUUACUCCAUCAACAACAGGAACUCCAAGUGUCACUCCAUCAACUGGACGAGUCACUCCCUACACAGGUACACCAAGUGUCACCCCUUCCACAGGAACACCUAGUGUCACACCUUCAACGGGAACACCAAGUGUCACGCCAAGCACUACUGGUACACCAAGUGUCACACCCUCAACAGGUACCCCAAGUGUUACUCCAUCAACCACUGGAACACCAAGUGUAACACCCUCAACAGGAACACCAAGUGUCACACCAUCCACGGGUACACCAAGCGUGACCCCAUCCACAGGAACGCCAAGUGUUACACCCUCAACGGGUACACCAAGUGUAACGCCAACAACAGGAACACCGAGUGUCACUCCUUCAACAGGUACACCAAGUAUCACGCCUUCAACUGGAACACCGAGUGUAACACCUUCCACAGGCACACCUAGUUUUACACCCUCGACAACAGGUACACCUAGCGUCACUCCCUCGACAACAGGCACACCUAGUGUAACACCUUCUACAGGAACCCCAAGUGUUACGCCAAGUACUACUGGUACCCCAAGUAUCACACCCUCAACAGGAACCCCAAGUGUUACUCCAUCAACCACUGGAACACCAAGUGUAACACCAUCAACGGGCACACCAAGUGUCACACCAUCCACGGGUACACCAAGUGUGACCCCAUCCACAGGAACGCCAAGUGUUACACCCUCAACGGGUACACCAAGUGUAACGCCAUCAACGGGCACACCAAGUGUUACUCCAUCCACAGGAACACCCAGUGUCACUCCGUCUACAUCAGCAACACCAAGUGUAACACCUUCAACAGGAACACCAAGUGUCACACCUUCCACUGGAACACCAAGUGUCACUCCCUCUACAGGCACACCAAGUGUCACUCCUUCAACAGGUACACCAAGUGUCACACCUUCGACUGCAACACCGAGUGUCACACCUUCCACAGGAACACCUAGUGUCACACCCUCGACAACAGGCACACCUAGUGUCACACCUUCAACGGGAACACCAAGUGUCACGCCAAGCACUACUGGUACACCAAGUGUCACACCCUCAACAGGUACCCCAAGUGUUACUCCAUCAACCAUUGGAACACCAAGUGUAACACCCUCUACAGCAACACCAAGUGUCACACCAUCCACGGGUACACCAAGCGUGACCCCAUCCACAGGAACGCCAAGUGUUACACCCUCAACGGGUACACCAAGUGUAACACCAUCAACAGGAACACCAAGUGUAACUCCUUCCACAGGAACACCAAGUGUCACUCCCUCUACAGGUACACCAAGUGUCACUCCAUCAACAGGUACACCAAGUGUCACGCCUUCGACUGCAACACCGACUGUCACACCUUCCACAGGAACACCUAGUGUCACACCCUCGACAACAGGCACACCUAGUGUCACACCUUCAACGGGAACACCAAGUGUCACGCCAAGCACUACUGGUACACCAAGUGUCACACCCUCAUCAGGUACCCCAAGUGUUACUCCAUCAACCACUGGAACACCAAGUGUAACACCCUCUACAGCAACACCAAGUGUCACACCAUCCACGGGUACACCAAGCGUGACCCCAUCCACAGGAACGCCAAGUGUUACACCCUCAACGGGUACACCAAGUGUAACGCCAUCAACGGGCACACCAAGUGUUACACCAUCCACAGGAACACCGAGUGUCACUCCGUCCACAUCAGCAACACCAAGCGUUACACCUUCAACAGGAACACCAAGUGUAACACCUUCCGCAGGAACACCAAGUGUCACUCCCUCUACAGGUACACCAAGUGUCACUCCUUCAACAGGUACACCAAGUGUCACGCCUUCGACUGGAACACCGAGUGUCACACCUUCCACAGGAACACCUAGUGUCACACCCUCGACAACAGGCACACCUAGUGUCACACCCUCGACAACAGGCACACCUAGUGUCACACCUUCAACGGGAACACCAAGUGUCACGCCAAGCACUACUGGUACACCAAGUGUCACACCCUCAACAGGUACCCCAAGUGUUACUCCAUCAACCAUUGGAACACCAAGUGUAACACCCUCUACAGCAACUCCAAGUGUCACACCAUCCACGGGUACACCAAGCGUGACCCCAUCCACAGGAACGCCAAGUGUUACACCCUCAACGGGUACACCAAAUGUAACGCCAUCAACGGGCACACCAGGUGUUACACCAUCCACAGGAACGCCCAGUGUUACUCCGUCCACAUCAGCAACACCAAGCGUUACACCUUCAACAGGAACACCAAGUGUAACACCUUCCACAGGAACACCAAGUGUCACUCCCAGUACUACUGGAACACCAAUUGUAACACCAUCAACGGGUACACCACAGUUUACGCCAUCAACAGGUACACCUAGCGUCACACCUUCAACCUCUGGAACACCAAGUGUUACACCAUCUACAAGAACGCCGAGUAUUACACCAUCAACUGGUACCCCAAGUCUAACAUCUACAGGUACGCCAAGUGUUACUCCCUCAACAUCUGGAACUCCAAGUGCCACUCCCUCAACUGGAACUCCAAGUGUCACACCAUCGACUGGAACUCCAAGUGUCACUCCCUCAACUGGAACUCCAAGUGUCACGCCAUCAACUGGAACUCCAAGUGUCACUCCCUCAACAACUGGAACACCAAGUGUCACUCCCUCAACUGGAACUCCAAGUGUCACGCCAUCAACUGGAACUCCAAGUGUCACGCCAUCGACUGGAACUCCAAGUGUCACGCCGUCAACUGGAACUCCAAGUGUCACUCCCUCAACUGGAACUCCAAGUGUCACUCCCUCAACUGGAACUCCAAGUGUCACGCCAUCAACUGGAACUCCAAGUGUCACUCCCUCAACUGGAACUCCAAGUGUCACGCCAUCAACUGGAACUCCAAGUGUCACGCCAUCAACCUCUACAACAGCUACAUUCACACCAACUCCAACCCCAACAGGAACAUCGCCAAGUACAACUGUGGGAAAUCCUUGUCUGGAAGUUAAUGGAAUGCUUGAUUCAGCAAUAAUACCAAGUGACAGUAUUACGUUGAGUGAACCAUCACUUCAGACGGAGGUCGACAAACUCAGAACAAAUGGGCCACUUGUAGUACCAGUUGCAAUUACAACAUUGACAAUUACCAUAGACUUGCCUGGAGAUGUUCAGUUGGGUUCUAUCAAUCUAGGUGCAUCACCCAAUGUUAGAAAAUUCGAGGUUUCUUUGAAGAAAUCGACAGAUAAUGCGCCAACUUUAUACAAGGAAGUCACCGACUCGAAUUCCUUACUGUUCCCAAGUGGAAUUGAGGCAGACCAAGUUGUUAUUACCCUCUUAGAAAAGAACGAUGUCGCUGUGGGCUAUCAAAUCCAAAUUGAUCUACGAGCAUGCUUUGAGAUUGGAUCAACUAGUGUACAGCCACAAACAUCACCGCCAUCAACGACCUCAAUAACGACAACUCCAAUUGAAUCAACACCACUAACGUCAAGCACAGUUGGGACAACUCCAAGUAGCUCAACACCAAGUGGAUCAACACCAAUUGUUACAACACCAAGUGGAACGACACCAAGUUCAUCAACCCCAAGCAGUCCAACUCCCAGCGGACCGACACCCAGUGGAGUAACCCCUAGCGUGACCACCAUCAGCACGCCGCCGUCUACACCAGCAACCGCAGUUACAACUCCAUCAAUAUCAACUCCUUCCUCUGGGACAAUAACUCAGACGGGUCCUACAACUCCAACUACAUCUCAAGGACUUCCAACAACAACAGUUGUUUCAUCCGUCGGAACAACAGCAGCUGCUGGUUUUACACCCGCCACUAUAACUUAUACACCUGCUACUGCUGGAGGGCCAAGUCUUCCUCCUCUUCUGUCUACUACUUCGCCUUCAGCAGCUACAACAAAACAAACAGUAACGACACCAAAACUUUUUACUACAACAAUUUCAACUAGAACGCCAAGCGUUACACCUUCAACGGGUACACCUAGUCUAACGCCAUCAACCACUGCAACACCAAGUGUAACACCUUCUACAGCAACACCAAGUGUCACACCAUCCACGGGUACACCAAGCGUGACCCCAUCCACAGGAACGCCAAGUGUUACACCCUCAACGGGUACACCAAGUGUUACUCCAUCAACCACUGGAACACCAAGUGUAACACCCUCUACAGCAACUCCAAGUGUCACACCAUCCACGGGUACACCAAGCGUGACCCCAUCCACAGGAACGCCAAGUGUUACACCCUCAACAGGUACACCAAGUGUAACGCCAUCAACGGGCACACCAAGUGUACACCAAGUGUCACUCCCUCAACAGGUCACUCCAUCAACAUUUACACCAAGUGUCACGCCUUCAACUGGAACACCGAGUGUCACACCUUCCACAGGAACACCUAGUGUCACACCCUCGACAACUGGCACACCUAGUGUCACACCCUCGACAACAGGCACACCUAGUGUCACACCUUCAACGGCCACACCAAGUGUCACGCCAAGCACUACUGGUACACCAAGUGUCACACCCUCAACAGGUACCCCAAGUGUUACUCCAUCAACCACUGGAACACCAAGUGUAACACCCUCUACAGCAACUCCAAGUGUCACACCAUCCACGGGUACACCAAGCGUGACCCCAUCCACAGGAACGCCAAGUGUUACACCCUCAACAGGUACACCAAGUGUAACGCCAUCAACGGGCACACCAAGUGUUACACCAUCCACAGGAACACCGAGUGUCACUCCGUCCACAUCAGCAACACCAAGCGUUACACCUUCAACAGGAACACCAAGUGUAACACCUUCCACAGGAACACCGAGUGUCACUCCCUCUACAGGUACACCAAGUGUCACUCCAUCAACAGGUACACCAAGUGUCACGCCUUCGACUGGAACACCGAGUGUCACACCUUCCACAGGAACACCUAGUGUCACACCCUCGACAACAGGCACACCUAGUGUCACACCCUCGACAACAGGCACACCUAGUGUCACACCUUCAACGGCCACACCCAGUGUCACGCCAAGCACUACUGGUACACCAAGUGUCACACCCUCAACAGGUACCCCAAGUGUUACUCCAUCAACCACUGGAACACCAAGUGUAACACCCUCUACAGCAACUCCAAGUGUCACACCAUCCACGGGUACACCAAGCGUGACCCCAUCCACAGGAACGCCAAGUGUUACACCCUCAACAGGUACACCAAGUGUAACGCCAUCAACGGGCACACCAAGUGUUACACCAUCCACAGGAACACCGAGUGUCACUCCGUCCACAUCAGCAACACCAAGCGUUACACCUUCAACAGGAACACCAAGUGUAACACCUUCCACAGGAACACCGAGUGUCACUCCCUCUACAGGUACACCAAGUGUCACUCCAUCAACAGGUACACCAAGUGUCACGCCUUCAACUGGAACACCGAGUGUCACACCUUCCACAGGAACACCUAGUGUCACACCCUCGACAACUGGCACACCUAGUGUCACACCCUCGACAACAGGCACACCUAGUGUCACACCUUCAACGGCCACACCAAGUGUCACGCCAAGCACUACUGGUACACCAAGUGUCACACCCUCAACAGGUACCCCAAGUGUUACUCCAUCAACCACUGGAACACCAAGUGUAACACCCUCUACAGCAACUCCAAGUGUCACACCAUCCACGGGUACACCAAGCGUGACCCCAUCCACAGGAACGCCAAGUGUUACACCCUCAACAGGUACACCAAGUGUAACGCCAUCAACGGGCACACCAAGUGUUACACCAUCCACAGGAACACCGAGUGUCACUCCGUCCACAUCAGCAACACCAAGCGUUACACCUUCAACAGGAACACCAAGUGUAACACCUUCCACAGGAACACCGAGUGUCACUCCCUCUACAGGUACACCAAGUGUCACUCCAUCAACAGGUACACCAAGUGUCACGCCUUCAACUGGAACACCGAGUGUCACACCUUCCACAGGAACACCUAGUGUCACACCCUCGACAACUGGCACACCUAGUGUCACACCCUCGACAACAGGCACACCUAGUGUCACACCUUCAACGGCCACACCAAGUGUCACGCCAAGCACUACUGGUACACCAAGUGUCACACCCUCAACAGGUACCCCAAGUGUUACUCCAUCAACCACUGGAACACCAAGUGUAACACCCUCUACAGCAACUCCAAGUGUCACACCAUCCACGGGUACACCAAGCGUGACCCCAUCCACAGGAACGCCAAGUGUUACACCCUCAACAGGUACACCAAGUGUAACGCCAUCAACGGGCACACCAAGUGUUACACCAUCCACAGGAACACCAAGUGUCACUCCGUCCACAUCAGCAACACCAAGCGUUACACCUUCAACAGGAACACCAAGUGUAACACCUUCCACAGGAACACCGAGUGUCACUCUCUCUACAGGUACACCAAGUGUCACUCCAUCAACAGGUACACCAAGUGUCACGCCUUCAACUGGAACACCGAGUGUCACACCUUCCACAGGAACACCUAGUGUCACACCCUCGACAACUGGCACACCUAGUGUCACACCCUCGACAACAGGCACACCUAGUGUCACACCUUCAACGGCCACACCAAGUGUCACGCCAAGCACUACUGGUACACCAAGUGUCACACCCUCAACAGGUACCCCAAGUGUUACUCCAUCAACCACUGGAACACCAAGUGUAACACCCUCUACAGCAACUCCAAGUGUCACACCAUCCACGGGUACACCAAGCGUGACCCCAUCCACAGGAACGCCAAGUGUUACACCCUCAACAGGUACACCAAGUGUAACGCCAUCAACGGGCACACCAAGUGUUACACCAUCCACAGGAACACCGAGUGUCACUCCGUCCACAUCAGCAACACCAAGCGUUACACCUUCAACAGGAACACCAAGUGUAACACCUUCCACAGGAACACCGAGUGUCACUCCCUCUACAGGUACACCAAGUGUCACUCCAUCAACAGGUACACCAAGUGUCACGCCUUCAACUGGAACACCGAGUGUCACACCUUCCACAGGAACACCUAGUGUCACAUCCUCGACAACUGGCACACCUAGUGUCACACCCUCGACAACAGGCACACCUAGUGUCACACCUUCAACGGCCACACCAAGUGUCACGCCAAGCACUACUGGUACACCAAGUGUCACACCCUCAACAGGUACCCCAAGUGUUACUCCAUCAACCACUGGAACACCAAGUGUAACACCCUCUACAGCAACUCCAAGUGUCACACCAUCCACGGGUACACCAAGCGUGACCCCAUCCACAGGAACGCCAAGUGUUACACCCUCAACAGGUACACCAAGUGUAACGCCAUCAAGCACACCAAGUGUUACAACAUCCACAGGAACACCAAGUGUCACUCCGUCCACAUCAGCAACACCAAGCGUUACACCUUCAACAGGAACACCAAGUGUAACACCUUCCACAGGAACACCGAGUGUCACUCCCUCUACAGGUACACCAAGUGUCACUCCAUCAACAGGUACACCAAGUGUCACGCCUUCAACUGGAACACCGAGUGUCACACCUUCCACAGGAACACCUAGUGUCACACCCUCGACAACUGGCACACCUAGUGUCACACCCUCGACAACAGGCACACCUAGUGUCACACCUUCAACGGCCACACCAAGUGUCACGCCAAGCACUACUGGUACACCAAGUGUCACACCCUCAACAGGUACCCCAAGUGUUACUCCAUCAACCACUGGAACACCAAGUGUAACACCCUCUACAGCAACUCCAAGUGUCACACCAUCCACGGGUACACCAAGCGUGACCCCAUCCACAGGAACGCCAAGUGUUACACCCUCAACAGGUACACCAAGUGUAACGCCAUCAACGGGCACACCAAGUGUUACACCAUCCACAGGAACACCAAGUGUCACUCCGUCCACAUCAGCAACACCAAGCGUUACACCUUCAACAGGAACACCAAGUGUAACACCUUCCACAGGAACACCGAGUGUCACUCUCUCUACAGGCACACCAAGUGUCACUCCAUCAACAGGUACACCAAGUGUCACGCCUUCAACUGGAACACCGAGUGUCACACCUUCCACAGGAACACCUAGUGUCACACCCUCGACAACUGGCACACCUAGUGUCACACCCUCGACAACAGGCACACCUAGUGUCACACCUUCAACGGCCACACCAAGUGUCACGCCAAGCACUACUGGUACACCAAGUGUCACACCCUCAACAGGUACCCCAAGUGUUACUCCAUCAACCACUGGAACACCAAGUGUAACACCCUCUACAGCAACUCCAAGUGUCACACCAUCCACGGGUACACCAAGCGUGACCCCAUCCACAGGAACGCCAAGUGUUACACCCUCAACAGGUACACCAAGUGUAACGCCAUCAACGGGCACACCAAGUGUUACACCAUCCACAGGAACACCAAGUGUCACUCCGUCCACAUCAGCAACACCAAGCGUUACACCUUCAACAGGAACACCAAGUGUAACACCUUCCACAGGAACACCGAGUGUCACUCCCUCUACAGGUACACCAAGUGUCACUCCAUCAACAGGUACACCAAGUGUCACGCCUUCAACUGGAACACCGAGUGUCACACCUUCCACAGGAACACCUAGUGUCACACCCUCGACAACUGGCACACCUAGUGUCACACCCUCGACAACAGGCACACCUAGUGUCACACCUUCAACGGCCACACCAAGUGUCACGCCAAGCACUACUGGUACACCAAGUGUCACACCCUCAACAGGUACCCCAAGUGUUACUCCAUCAACCACUGGAACACCAAGUGUAACACCCUCUACAGCAACUCCAAGUGUCACACCAUCCACGGGUACACCAAGCGUGACCCCAUCCACAGGAACGCCAAGUGUUACACCCUCAACAGGUACACCAAGUGUAACGCCAUCAACGGGCACACCAAGUGUUACACCAUCCACAGGAACACCAAGUGUCACUCCGUCCACAUCAGCAACACCAAGCGUUACACCUUCAACAGGAACACCAAGUGUAACACCUUCCACAGGAACACCGAGUGUCACUCCCUCUACAGGUACACCAAGUGUCACUCCAUCAACAGGUACACCAAGUGUCACGCCUUCAACUGGAACACCGAGUGUCACACCUUCCACAGGAACACCUAGUGUCACACCCUCGACAACUGGCACACCUAGUGUCACACCCUCGACAACAGGCACACCUAGUGUCACACCUUCAACGGCCACACCAAGUGUCACGCCAAGCACUACUGGUACACCAAGUGUCACACCCUCAACAGGUACCCCAAGUGUUACUCCAUCAACCACUGGAACACCAAGUGUAACACCCUCUACAGCAACUCCAAGUGUCACACCAUCCACGGGUACACCAAGCGUGACCCCAUCCACAGGAACGCCAAGUGUUACACCCUCAACAGGUACACCAAGUGUAACGCCAUCAACUGGCACACCAAGUGUUACUCCAUCCACAGGAACACCGAGUGUCACUCCGUCCACAUCAGCAACACCAAGUGUAACACCUUCAACAGGAACACCAAGUGUAACUCCUUCCACAGGAACACCAAGUGUCACUCCCUCUACAGGUACACCAAGUGUCACUCCUUCAACUGGAACACCGAGUGUCACACCUUCCACAGGAACACCGAGUGUCACUCCGUCCACAUCAGCAACACCUAGCGUUACGCCUUCAACAGGAACACCAAGUGUAACACCCUCAACGGGAACACCUACUAUAUCAACCUCAACAUCUGUUACUCCAAGUUCUGUAACCACUCCUAUUGUUACUUUUAGUACAACAUCCACUUUAACGCCAACACCAAGUGUUUCAGUGUCCUCUCCUAUUACAUUAGGUUCCACUACCAGUACAAGGGUAACAACAGUCACUGUUCCAACUUCACCAACAACAGUACAACCCUGUGUAAAAAGUGUACUGACCUACGCCAAUGCUGGAACUGCUUUGACUGUGUCUCCCGUGGAUGCUGAAUUUUCUUUGUUGAAUUCUGGUGGUACCUACAGCUACCCACAAUCAACGAUAUUAUACAGAAUAAAUGACGAUGCUGCAAAAAUAUUUUCUGUCAAGCUUACUGUGAAAAAUAUUCAAAGUUUUACUGUUGAUAUAUGGUCUGGCGAAAAUUUAAUCGGUUCAACGUCAACGAAUGUUGUGGACACAACCUCGGCAACUCCAUAUACAAUAUCACUUAAUGGAACGACUGGGAAUGAUGUCAGUGUGAAUGUUGUACCGGUCCCAGGUCAAGUCAUAGACAUUUCUGCUGUAUCCAUAGAGGCGUGUUAUUCUCCAGUGACAACAACAAUCGCUCCCACAACAGUUACCCCAACAACAAAACCAACGACUCCCUCCACCUCAACGCCAACUACAACAACACCAUGUGUCGAGACGAUGAUUGCUCAAGGAAGCAACACAAAUGCAAUCAGCAUUGUCCUGCCAAGUUUGACAUCUCCUUUAAAUAUCUUAAGUGGAACUGGAGUUUCACUUGUUGAGCCCACACCAAAACUGGAAUUUAUCCUUCUUGAUCAGGACGAGUCGUCUGCUGUGACAACAGUGACUUUUGAUACUACGAACGUAUCUAAGGUCAAGGUCACUUUGUUGGACAAAGACAACACAGAAGUGAAAACUACAGAGAACACUCCAAUUGGUAAUAAGAUUACUGCGAACCUUGGUGGAUCCGAGGGACAAAGAAUAAGAAUUGAGCUUACGAAAUCUACAUCAACGCAGGGUGUUACCAUAUCUUCUCUUAUUGUUAGAGCCUGUAUAGAAAUAGUUUCCUCUACAACAACAGUCGUUACUUUGCCCACCACCACCUUCCAAACCACCACCGCAAAACCAUGUGUGUUCAACAAGGAAGUAUUUGUUCAAAACUUUGGGUAUCAACCUGCUGACGUCAUCGGUUACGUCAAUAAAGAUAAUGAUGACUCUGUUAUCUCUGAGUCCGAAAAGAUUUACGUUGGUGACUCUUUAGAUGACGGUGUUGUGGUCAUAAUUAAUGGAUGUAGUAACUGUUCCUGUACUGAUGGAUAUAUGAACUGUCAGAUUGGAUCUUGUGAAGAAUGCACAUACCAGUCAUGGAGUGAAUGGUCUCAAUGCUCCAAACCUUGUGGUAUUGGUCGCCGAGAGAGAACUAGGAUCCUCACCACCACUCUUACUCCAGAUCACUGUAAAGAGACAUUAAUAGAAACGGAGGAUUGUAAUACUGAACCGUGUCCAACAACCACCCCAGUUUGUGAGGCCUGGUCCGAAUGGUCCGCGUGCACAGCUGUGAAUUGUAAGCCAGGAACAAAGUCAAGGACAAGAGAUUGUGCAGGAAAUAUGGACUUUGAAAACGAGGCUUGUUUCAAACUUGAUGAGAAUUGUACCAAUGUAAACUGCACUGAGAAUGAGGAAUACGUGAAUUGUUCUGGAGUUGUAACGAAUUGUCCAUUAACCUGUCUGGAUCUGCGCAAUCCCGGAAGCUGUGUGGAACCAGACGACUGUCAGCCGGCCUGUCACUGCAAGCCUGGUUACGUUAAAAACGAUGACGGCAUAUGUGUCAAGGAAGAGGAAUGCCCAUGUUACCAUAACAACCAACCCGUACCGGAAGGUCACAUUAUCAGCACUUCUAAAUGUGAAACAUGUAAAUGUGAGAACAAGCAAAUGUCGUGCUCAGUCAAUGCCUCUUGCUGUGAGUACACGGAAUGGCAGACCUGGUCAGAAUGUAGCACUACAUGUGGAGCCGGAACACAGAGUCGCUACAGGGAAGUCAAGAAAGGAGAUGCCGGUAACUGUCCAGAUGUUCAUGAAACCAAGGGAUGCGAAUCCACUGCCACAGAAUGUGUACAGUGUAUCUACCAAGGAAAGACAUACGCAGUAGGCGAUAUUGUGUCAUCCGGAAAUUGUGAAAUAUGCUACUGCUACAAUGUAGGAAACGUCAUGUGUAAACCAGAUCCUAAACAAGAUGUAAAUGGCACUUGGUCAUCAUGGCAGACGUGGAGCUCUUGUAGUUCCACCUGCUCUGGAGGUCACAAGAAGAGAACUAGAACAUGCAACAACCCCACACCUUCCUGUAACGGUCUCCCUUGUAGUGGCUCAAAUGAGGAGACAGGGCCCUGCAAUCAAGACAUAUCUUGUUGUAUAACCACCCCAUGGAGCGAAUGGACAGACUGUACUAAGACUUGUGAUGGACCAGGAAAGCAGUUCAGAAACCGUCAGUACGUGGAUCCAGCAGAUGCUAAUGUCUGUAACGAAACACUUGUGGACGACAAGGACUGUGGCACCGACCCAUGUAUUACUGAAUGCGAGAUAUCAGAGUGGUCGGCUUGGACAGAUUGUGUUGUACCAUGCGGAAAAGGCAAAGUUACAAGAGUUCGUCAAAUUAUUGUAAAUGCUACAGAUUGUCCCAAAGAUCUGAAGGAGGAGAAGGACUGCGACAAUGGAGACUGCACUUGUCCUGAUGAUCAAAUAUGGUCUAACUACUCACUGUGCCAACGAACAUGCGAGACCCGGGACAAGAACAUUGACGAUCUGUGCAAUAAGAUUGAGCCGGGCUGUGUGUGUCCAGCAGGACUUUACAUGGAGAACAAUAAAUGUGUCAAUAUCACAGAGUGUCAGAAAUGUGUCAUUAAUGGCACCGAAUAUCAGCCCUCGGAGCCUAUUCCUUCCCCUGACUCCUGCCAGUAUUGUGAGUGUUCUGACGGGGAGAUGGUGUGUAGUCGCCGCUGUGAGAUACCCGUCUGUCCAGAGGGAGAAGAGCUUUCGUACGAAGGUGUUACAGAUAGCUGUUGUCCAAGAUGCAAACCAAUAAAAACAACAUGUCAACUUCAUACAGAAAAACGAGUCAUCAACGACGAGAAAACUGGCUGUGUGUCUGUUGGUGAAGUAGAGUACACCUACUGUUCUGGCUCGUGUGGAAUCUCUAAGUACAUGCCCACCAUUGUUCCUACGGGAUCAACAGAAGACGGCUUCGACAAGACCUGUAAAUGUUGUACCGGAGAAUCUGCCGGGGAGAAAAUUAUCAGUGUUAGGUGCGGCCCUGAGCAAACUCUACAGGAAGCCAAGAUUAAGAUCGUCAACAAAUGUAGCUGUGACGUGUGUAGCCUGACAGAGAGUGAACAGAACCAAGCGUAUGGAGCGCCAGGGAGACGAUAGAGACAAUUAGUGAUAAUUAACAUUUUACAAUUAACUCACUUCUACAGAAGACCACAAAUGUUUGUUAAAUGAAUUUAUAAAUAUUAUAUACAUAUAUAUUUUAUUGUUUAUUAUGAGAUAUCUAUUAAAAAGUAUGCAGGUUUA
This is a messenger RNA of Saccostrea cuccullata (small rock oyster), 27820 nucleotides long. RefSeq names its product mucin-19-like. Bases 50 to 27676 code for a protein of 9208 amino acids. Gene Ontology annotation, cellular component: extracellular matrix. NCBI's taxonomy places the organism in Eukaryota, Metazoa, Mollusca, Bivalvia, Ostreida, Ostreidae. Gene Ontology annotation, molecular function: protein binding. The record is from RefSeq and is a predicted model, not a curated record. The transcript is spliced from 111 exons.